AGAGAGAGAGAGAGAGAGAGAGAGAGAGAGAGAGAGAGAGAGAGAGCGAGCGAGCGAUCGGGGUUCCCACUUUUGCCGACCCGCGCGUGUGCCCUCGUGAAACGGGAAAAAAAACCGAGACGCCUGGAAUGACGGUAUCGUCCGGAGAGCUGAUUUAAGCUGAAUAGGCUACAGCAGGGGCGCCGCGCAGCCACCCCGCACGGAGAGGGAACGGACGCACCGAGACACCCAGUGGGACUCGCCCCGUCGUCGGAUCGCCCCGAAGCGUCUAGCGUGGAGAAGGAUCGCAAACCAGGACAAAUAUGGCAGAUGCAGAUUUGGACUUCACGACAGGUGAUGCCGGGGCGUCCGCCACUUACCCCAUGCAAUGUUCUGCUCUGCGCAAAAACGGCUUUGUGGUGCUGAAGAGCCGCCCAUGCAAGAUCGUGGAGAUGUCCACCUCCAAGACCGGCAAGCAUGGACACGCAAAGGUCCACAUGGUUGGAAUUGACAUCUUCACUGGCAAAAAGUAUGAGGAUAUCUGUCCCUCUACUCAUAAUAUGGAUGUCCCUAACAUCAAGAGAAUGGAUUAUCAGUUGAUUGGCAUCCAAGAUGGCUACCUGUCUCUGCUUCAGGACAGUGGUGAAGUUAGAGAAGACUUGAAAAUGCCUGAAGGAGAAUUGGGAAAAGAGAUUGAGGGCAAGUUUGAUGCUGGAGAGGAGAUCCUGAUCACUGUUCUGUCUGCGAUGAAUGAGGAGGCUGCAGUGGCCAUCAAAGCCAUGGCUAAAUAAAACACAGCAGGUAUUGGCAAGAUGCACUGGACCUGGAAAGAAGGAGAGAAUUACACCUCAGCAAUGCUAUUCUCCCCUUUUUUUGUCUUUAUUUUUCAUUCUUUAUUUCUUAACUCUCCCCCGCUCUCUUAAUGUACUUUAUAGCCCGUCUUUGGGUUGGAAAAAUUAGAAAGGAAAAAAAAGAAUAAAUAAUUGGAAAUUGUCGCAAAUGAUCAAAAUCUCUGUAAAUACAUUGAGUAUACAUUAAUCAACACUAUUUUGAAUGUAUAUAAUAGAGAAGAAAAACUGAAUGACAAAUGGGCUGAUAGCCAUAGGCACUGUAAUGGUGGAGGGUUGUUUGCCCCCUCAUACAUAAUUACACUAACAUGAGUGUGUCACUUUUUGUCUAGUUUUUCCCUUUCCUUUUUUAUUUAAAAAUGACACAUUUUCAUCUGUUCCAAUGACCACCCUUCAUGCAUUCUUUGCCAAUUUAAAUUGGGUUCGCAUGUAAAUAGCUACACAUCUGUUGUGUGGCUACUUGUAUUGCAGACAGACAGCAAGAGAGAGAAACGGGCCACGUAUAACAGGAUGUGAAGUCUUUCCCUUAGAUGAUCAGGCCAUCAGUUUACCUACUUCCUUACCUCACAAUUGCCAGAAUAGGCUAGAGUGCUGUCCCCACAAAGCAGACAUAUGUAUUCAGUCACAUGUAAAGACUCAUAAAAUGUUCUGUUUUAAACAUUUUCCAGUUUUCUUAAAGAUUUUGAUAGAAUCAUGGUUUUACAAAGUCUUCAGAACUGUACUUAUUUAAAUAUUUCUUUCUUUCCCUAAAAGCUAGACAGGUGGGGACCUGGAGAUUACUAUGAAAUGUCAGUAAGAAAUAUUCUACUAUAAGAGCAUAUUAAGCCCUGAUCCAUUCUUAAUAUGUUCUCGCUAUUUGAUGCACAUUAUAAACUCAUUGGCCAUUUUAUUAUGCACACUUGCAGGUAAAAUUUUUAAAGUGUUCAAAUACCAUCGGUUGAUAUGCAUAAUUUGUUAGCCAGCUUCUCCUUGUUCAUCACUAGUCAGUUUCCGGACCACUGCUAACCAGAAAUUAUUUAAGCAGUGGACCAUUAACAACGAUGCAGUGGAAUGGUUGCGAGUGUUCUACCGGUACAAAUUUAAUAAGCACAGUAGUGCAGCUGGAAUUUUUUAUUUUAUUUUAUUUUAUUUUUUUACAAGUCACUGAUGGGAUGACAGAGGCUUGUCAUAAAAAA
Messenger RNA from Electrophorus electricus (electric eel), 2002 nucleotides. Its product is annotated as eukaryotic translation initiation factor 5A-1. Gene Ontology annotation, biological process: positive regulation of translational termination; positive regulation of translational elongation. The record is from RefSeq and is a predicted model, not a curated record. Gene Ontology annotation, molecular function: ribosome binding; RNA binding; translation elongation factor activity. Lineage: Eukaryota; Metazoa; Chordata; Actinopteri; Gymnotiformes; Gymnotidae.